AUGGGUGGGCAUGUGGUUAUAGGAGUUGCCACCCUCCUUGAUAACGGUUCUAAAAGAGUUCUACCUAACCACAAAAGACCAUUGCCCAGCUUAAUUCCUAUCAAGGCCACUCCUCAGCCCAAUUUUCAUCAUUUGGGAGGCCCAGAACCAAUAUGCAAAGCUGAGAAGGAAAAGUCUAGAUCCCCAUUGCUACAGCUCAAGCUCUGGCCAUUGGUUGAUUCCUGUACUAAUGGAAAGGAUGACGAAAAGAGUUUGCUUCUGAGUUUUUCUCGGGAUCCGAAAAAGAUAUACCCGGAACAACCUGUGAAUAGAUUGACUGCAAACAAAAAGGAUACUGAAGACUAUGAGUCUAUUCCAUCCUUAAUUCCUUCGCCACCAACCCGAGACUAUCCUCUGGGAAUACUCCAUCCUUGCAUAGCCUGGAAGGCAGCCACUUCUUGUGAUGGAAGCGAAAAACGGGACAUGCAAACUGAGUGGCUGCGAAAGACGGUUGGAGUUGUUGGGGGUAAAGAUUUGCCGGCGCAGCCUUCAGAAGAAGAAUUUAGGCUUGCAUUGAGAAGUGGAAUAAUCCUUUGCACUGCUCUUAACAAGAUUCAGCGUGGAGCUAUAUCAAAGGUGGUAGAGGGUCCUUGUGAUUCUGACAUUAUUCCUGAUGGGGCAGCUCUCUCUGCAUUCCAAUACUUUGAAAAUGUCAGAAACUUCCUUGUAGCUGUGGAAGAAUUGGGGGUUCCAGCAUUUGAAGCCUCUGAUUUUGAAGAGCUAGGGAAAUCUGCAAGGAUAGUGAACUGUGUUCUAGCUCUUAAGUCAUACGGUGAAUGGAAGCAAAGUGGUGCACGAGGGUCAUGGAAAUAUUCUGGGAAUUUCAAACCUUCAAGCUUUACUGGGAAACCAUUUAUGCGGAAACAUCCGGAACCAUUCCUGAAUUCCUUUUCAAGGACCUCAUCAGCGGGUGAGAAGUCUCUAGACAGUGAGCAGGCUUCAAAUGGUGAUCUUGUUCUUGACCUCAAUGAAGCAGGAUCCUCUCGCAACUUAAACAUUCUAGUCCGCUCAGUUCUUUCAGAUAAGAAACAAGAAGAAAUUCCAAUGGUUGUGGAAUCUAUGCUUACUAAAGUCAUGGAGGAGUUUGAGCGUCGCGUGGCGAGCCAAAAUGAGCUGAUGAAAACAACUUCAAAAGAUAUGGAAACAUGUUGUCCUCCCAACAACUCUCUUCCAAGAACUGCUUCCGCUGAUGUAGAGAUGGAUGGUGAGUUUCCCAUCAAUGAAAAGAAGAUUGAAGAGAGUGCAAAACAAAUAAAAGAGAAGGGUAAUCAUGAUGAGGAAUCAGAAAUCCAACUUCUGAAACAGCAUAUGUUGGUUGAGCAACAACAAAGGGAUCUUCAGGAAUUGAAAGAAACUCUACACACUGCGAAAGCAGGAGUGCAGCAAUUGCAAAUGAAGUACCAGGAAGAUUUCAGUGCUUUAGGUAAGCAAUUGCAUGGUCUAGCCUCUGCUGCUUCAGGGUACCAGAAAGUACUUGAAGAAAACCGCAAGUUAUACAAUCAAGUGCAAGACCUAAAAGGAAAUAUUAGGGUGUACUGUCGGGUCCGGCCAUUCUUGAAUGGACAAGUGAACCGUGCGAGUACAGUGGAUAACAUCGAGGAAGGGAAUAUAUCAAUUACCACCCAAUUAAAGUAUGGAAAAGAAGGACGGAAAACAUUUAGUUUCAACAAAGUAUUUAGUCCGGCUGCAACCCAAGCGGAGGUAUUUUCAGACACUCAAGCUCUGAUUCGGUCUGUUCUUGAUGGUUACAAUGUUUGCAUAUUUGCAUAUGGCCAAACAGGAUCUGGAAAAACGUACACUAUGACUGGACCAAAGGAGCUCACUGAGGAAGGUCUAGGUGUAAACUUCAGGGCAUUGAGUGAUCUAUUUAUCCUUGCAGAUCAGAGAAAAGACACCAUUAGCUAUGAUAUUUGUGUGCAAAUGCUUGAAAUCUACAAUGAGCAAGUUAGGGAUCUACUUGUGACAGAUGGUCAAAACAAACGAUUAGAAAUUCGUAACAGUUCUCAAAACGGAAUCAAUGUGCCAGAUGCAAACCUUGUACCUGUAUCAACAACUUCUGAUGUUCUAUAUCUGAUGGACCUUGGGCAAAAGAACCGUUCAGUAGGAGCUACAGUGAUGAAUGAUCGGAGUAGUCGAUCUCAUAGCUGUGUGACAGUUCACGUUCAAGGAAGAGACUUGACAUCUGGAGCUAUUCUUCGUGGUUCCAUGCAUCUUGUUGAUCUUGCAGGGAGUGAAAGAGUUGACAAGUCGGAGGUGACAGGAGACAGAUUAAAGGAGGCUCAACAUAUCAACAAAUCUCUUUCUGCCCUGGGAGAUGUGAUUGCCUCUCUUGCUCAAAAGAAUUCUCAUGUUCCCUAUAGAAACAGUAAACUUACUCAACUGCUUCAGGAUUCACUUGGAGGGCAAGCAAAGACACUUAUGUUUGUUCACAUUAGUCCGGAGCUUGAUGCCCUUGGAGAAACAAUUAGUACACUCAAAUUUGCUGAAAGGGUUGCCACUGUUGAACUUGGUGCUGCUCGAGCUAACAAAGAGAGUACAGAAGUGAAAGAGCUUAAAGAACAGAUAGCUAGUCUUAAGGCAGCCUUAGCAAGGAAGGAAGAGACAGAGCAUCUUCAAUAUACUCGACCUAGCACCCCAGAAAGAUCCAGUGUGAAGUCUAAUGGGUCUUCUCCUUCUCAGUCUAGCUGGAACAGCUUAGGAGACAUCUCCAGCAAUCAUAGGCAACCGAUGGAAGAUGUCGGUAACAUACAGGCCCAGAACCAAUAUGCAAAGCUGAGAAGGAAAAGUCUAGAUCCCCAGUUGCUUACAAGCUCACAGCUCUGGCCAUUGGUUGGAAUUCCUGUACUAAAUGGAAAGGAUGACGAAAAGGAAUUUGCUUCUGGUGACUGGGUUGAUAAAGUCAUGGUGAACAAGCAUGAUUUGUUAGUUAGUGGUGAUAACUUGCUAGGUCAGUGUGAAGUAGACAACAGACAGUUACCUGAAAGUUUUUAUCAGAGUUUUUCUCGGGAUCCGAAAAAGAUAUACCCGGAACAACCUGUGAAUAGAUUGACUGCAAACAAAAAGGAUACUGAAGACUAUGUACAGAGGGGUCGGUAUGAGAAUGCCACCACUGAUGAUUCUGAUCCUGAGGCUGCCGCAAGUGAUUGUUCAGAGCCAGACUUGCUUUGGCAAUGCAAUAUUCCUAGAGUUGUUUCAACUACUCCUAAAGGACUCGGUACUAAAACAAAGAAAACUCCCACCAAAUCCUUGACAAAGCUUACAGAAACAAGGAGUCUAAUUCCAUCCUUAAUUCCUUCGCCACCAACCCGGAGACUAUCCUCUGGGAAUACUCCAUCCUUGCAUAAGCCUGGAAGGCAGCCACUUCUUGUUGAUGGGAAGCGAAAAACGGGACAUGCAAAGUGAAUAUACCAUAAUGCAGUGUGCAGAGAAAGUGACUUUUUUUUUUUUUCU
Messenger RNA from Pistacia vera, 3489 nucleotides. RefSeq names its product kinesin-like protein KIN-14G. The transcript has 22 exons. The record is from RefSeq and is a predicted model, not a curated record. Bases 1 to 3441 code for a protein of 1146 amino acids. Gene Ontology annotation, biological process: microtubule-based movement. Lineage: Eukaryota; Viridiplantae; Streptophyta; Magnoliopsida; Sapindales; Anacardiaceae. Gene Ontology annotation, molecular function: microtubule binding; microtubule motor activity; ATP binding.